AUGGCGCUUCCUGACUGGAUGGUAACGCUGGUAGCUGCUGCAUCUUUCUUGUGUGUCUUAUGUUUAUGUGUCCGCUACAGACGUAAAGGACAAGUGCUGUGGAGAAAAUUGUUAGGCAAAAUAAUGGCCCGCACGGAGAAGCCGUUGUUCCGAAUCGCGUACACACUCUACACCAGGACCAGACUUGGCUACAUGUACUACAAGAGACAAAUGAGGAAAGCCCGAGAACAUUACCCUGCAGGACACUCGACAGCUCAGCCCAUGGAGUUCAAUGGUAUCAAAAUAAUUCCCAUCCCAGUACUGUCAGACAACUACAGCUAUCUUGUGAUCGACACAGCCUCCAGUGUUGCAGUUGUUGUCGACCCUGCAGACCCUCAGUCAGUUCAGGCAGUUCUUGAGGAAGAGGGAGUGACUUUAGAGGCAAUUCUCUGUACACACAAGCAUUGGGAUCACAGUGGGGGAAACAAAGGGUUGAAAAGGCUUCACAGCUCAUGCAGAGUUUAUGGAAACGGAGCUGAUAACAUUCCUGGCCUCACGCACCCUCUCUCACAUAAGGACUCAAUAACAGUUGGCCGCAUGCACUUUAAAGCCCUCUUCACACCUGGACACACAGUGGGCCACAUGAUCUACCUCCUGGACGGCCGGGCAGUUGACGCCCCCUGCAGCCUCUUUUCUGGUGACCUGGUGUUCCUCUCAGGAUGUGGGAGGAUGUUUGAAGGCAGUGCCACAACUAUGCUGUCAUCUUUGGACACAGUCUCCUCCUUGAGUGAUGAUACUCUAUUAUGGCCUGGUCAUGAGUAUGCAGAGGAUAACCUACUGUUUGCUGCUGAGGUUGAGCCUCGCAACGCUGCCAGGGAAAACAAAUAUCAGUGGGUGCUGCUGCAGCGAGGCCAGAAGCUGUGCACGAGUCCCUCCACCAUCGGAGAAGAGAGGCAGUACAAUCCUUUCCUGCGCAGCCACUCUGCUGAGCUCCAUCUGGCCCUGGGCCUCCAGCAGUUCCAGGAUGAAGACUGGACCCAGUUCAGGGCUCGGGUGCUGGAGGAGCUGCGAAAACGCAAAGACCUCUACAACAGGAGAUAGUACUGGAAACACAAAGAGCAGCUGAACGCCGGUGAACAGUAGAGCGAGCUCACCCGCACUGGACAGUGGUAUGUUGUAAAGGAACGAUGAGCAGAGCUCUAAAGGUACUGAAAAAAAACGCCUGUUCAUAGAAACCGGUUAAGGGGCAUUAAGUAAUUUUUGACCUUUAUAAACCUGAGUCAGAGACCACUAACAACAGAAUCACAACUUCAUCAUUACAUGACACUAAUCAAUAAGCCAAUUACCUCUCCACGUACUGUACAUUAUGCUAAUGUUGUGUUUAUAGACAAAACAGUUCUCAUUUAUUGCCUCUUUAACUUAGAGACAGAAACAGUUGUGUGGAUUUGCAUGAGUAGCUCUCUGUUAUUUUACAAGUAGGUACGAGCAGAUUUCUGAUUUUGGUGUGUGAAACAGGUCUGCAUACUACAUGGGUUAAUUUAGCGUGCUAGAUACUGUAUUUUUCUUACUGCACAGCCUGGUUUAUUUGAACUAGUACAUUGUUUUAAACAUGAAAACAUUCUGUACUUUUGUCGAGGCUGUAAUUUUUGGACUUGACUUUGACUUUUUUAUGAUUUGAGCAAUAACGGUACCGUUAUUUUAACAAGUGGCAGACAGUCUUUGCUGUCGGUGUUAGCACAACGUACAGAAAACAGUCUGUACUUGCCCUUCAUGUGAAUCUCUGUUUGCGGGAUCUAAGAGCCAAUUUUAGUUUUGACUCACAAGAAUUGUUCCAUGUGAUUUGGUGACUGACCCUGUUUUGCUUAUGUUUUUUUCUCCAUCAAAUUUUCUAUUUUAUAAUUUUACUUUAUUAUUUUUAGAUCCACUGGGGCCCACAGGCAUUAGAGGUUUUCUACUUCAGCCCUUUUUUUGUACGUCUCAGCAAACUAUUUUUUGCUGUACUAAUUGUUUAACAUUUACAACUGUUUUUCAAGUGUUCAUGGUUGUUCCGUGUGAACGUGAAGAGCAACAUAAGUGAAGGAUUUGACUGAAAUAUAACUGAAUCGCUGUCGAGGGGAUGAUUUCUUGUGUUAGCCUGUAGAAUAGAGAGAAUGAAACACACAGGGUGAUGAUGAAUCAUGCUACCUGUCGGCACACACUUUGUUUUGCAAUCACUUUUUGACUUUUGUUUAACGUGUAAUAUUUCAGGGUAAGAUGGUGAUGAAAAGAUCUUUCAUUUUCUUUCUAACAGGAGAAUACAAUGUGACAAUGACUGUGGUACUCACUUUAAAAUUUCGGAAGGAAUGUUUUUCUAGCCAAUUUGAAAGCUUUUGAAAACAAAAUUGUACAUAUAUU
Molecule: messenger RNA, 2373 nt
Organism: Plectropomus leopardus (leopard coralgrouper)
Lineage: Eukaryota; Metazoa; Chordata; Actinopteri; Perciformes; Serranidae
Gene: pnkd
Product: PNKD metallo-beta-lactamase domain containing
Cellular component (GO): mitochondrion
Molecular function (GO): hydroxyacylglutathione hydrolase activity
Source: RefSeq, a predicted model, not a curated record